AUGACGAACCGUCCGCCUUUGAACGCCUACCCGACGAGAUUAUCCAACAGUGUAAUUCUGCAGGAGACUGAUCCGAAUGGAUUCGCGUCGCUGGCUCUGCUCAACUCGAAAUGGAGAAGCGUAGCCCAGCAGGCGCAUCUCUAUGCCCAUCACUUGUCGAACUGUCCCUCGUAUGCCAUGAGCCACAGUGGCCCAGUCAAGGUCGAUAGCGAAGAUGACCUGCCAAAACUCAAACGACAGUUUGCAAAAGAGGUGAAGCGCAACCUCUUCGAGGCGUACUUGCGCCCCAAUGAGACCGUCAUCAAGGUCAUCUCCAACUCCAUCAGCUCAUCGUCCUGCCCCGGAGGCGAGGGCAUCCAAUUCAGUGCCUCACCAAAAGGCCAUCACAUCUUGGCUUAUAACUCUUCCAGAAUACAUGUUGUUGAUGUCAGAGGCGCCGAGAUUGCGGUAACAAGAGAAUUCAAGAUUCUGAGGCGGCCAGCGGCGACAUGUAUCAAUGAUCAGGGGACAAUGCUCGCGGUGCUAUUGACGGAAAUGCAAGUGGACAUCUACGACCUAACGCAGUCACCACCAAAGCGAACGCACUCCAUGAUUUUAGACCACAGCCCACGCGCCAUCGCCUUGUCACCAUGCGGGUCAGUACUAGCGGCCGCUUACGAAGGUGGAAUCGAGGUCUCUUCGCUGAACCAGACCGCCAUGGCCACCGAUCGGAGAGCUGUCAAGUGUGAUGGCGUCGAUGCUUUGACCUUUUCGUUUGACGGAACUCAAAUUCUUGGGACGACAGUUCACUCAUCCCAACCGAAUACCGUGAUACUGACAGCACCUUACUACGACCCCGGAAGCCAUAUGGAGUCCGAUGAUAUCAGCGCUUUGUGGACGACAUCGAUCUUGUUUCCCAACACCAGUCGGGAUUGCAGUCACGCCGUCUUGUUACAGAAUGGGAAAUACGAGGAAGCAGCAUGGACUUUUACCUACGACCGUAGCUUCGAGACCUUCCGGGCCGUGCGUAUUGACGAUCUGAGGAACGGCACAACCUAUUUCACAGGGCCAGUUCCCAAUACCGAAUCGCAGACCAGGCUCAUUCCAUGUACACUCCCGGCUGCCUCUUAUUAUGGAGAGCUGGUUUCGGCAGGCUUUCAGGGGAAGGAUAUCUGGCUGUAUGGUGUUCCUGAGGACCUUGACGCCGUGCCGGAUACCACCAGUGCGGCUGCGGAGAACAACUCGGGCAAUGGUGGGCUUCUACGACGAAAUAGCGGUCCAUCGAUGCGGGCAGCUUCACGAGUUCAGGAGAAUGAGGCUCGGGUGCCCCAAUGGCAGAUUCUAUGCGACAAACUGCGCAACACGUUUGUGGGAGGAUACAAGAUUGCUGAGCUCGAAGGUGUAAGCACUGUCAAGUUCGUGGCCGAUUUUGCAGACUCGUGCAUAAAAGAGCGGUUGGUAAUCACUGCCCGUGGCGUCACGCCUAAUAUCUCUGUCGCGGACGAGGAGGGCAUCGAUUUUGUAGAUGGCGGCCGGAUCACUCUUCUCGACUUCGACUACAGCGUAACCAACGGGGUUAUCAAGGAGUUUACCAUCGACGUAGGAACGAGGGAGCCCGAAGUGCUGGAGGAAGAGCAUCGUGAUAUGGAGACCGAAGUGGCCAUCGUUCGUCGGAGGACUGUCGCUCAGAAAAGGGGCAGCAGGGCUGUGUCUACUGUCAUGCGCAGUGCAACAACUGCUGCUCCUCGCCCACCACCGUUGCCUACCCAGCCCUCCUCUUCAACACAAAAGGAAGAUGAGGAUGACCCCUUGGUUCCUCGUCGAGUAGGUACCGUCCCACCUCGCCGCAAUGGUCCACCGUCGACAGUCGAUGAAGGCGGAGAGACAGAAUCUAUGCUCGAAGAACAAGAGGCACUCGAUGCGCCCUAUUCCCAAGGAGAUCCGCGCUCAGGGACAACUCUUCGCCGUGCGGCUACCGCCGCUGCCAACAACCGCCGGUUGCAGCCACAACAAGCAGCCGCAGGACCGGUCGAAUAUCGCAGAGCUGAUGGUCGAGCUGAGCAUCCCCAUGAGAGUGAUGCGGACAACUGGGUUCCUCCACCACCACCGUACCAGAAAGAAGACCCCGGCGACCUCCCAGCUUUCCUUCGACACACGGCCGUUUUGGCUGCCGGUGCCGGUGUUCAGACCCAUGACGGCAAGCUACAGGUCGGCACAGCAGACAGGCAAGCUGCACGCAUGUCGUCAGCCUCUAUGUUCCAGCCCCGUCGCAGCCAGACUGUCACCACCACUACCAAUAAUCGUCAUUCUUCGCCAAACCCGCCCGUUCCCCCUGUCCCACCACUUCCAUCGCUCGAUAUAAUCCCGCCGGUACCGGCUCUCCCGGCAGGCAUUAUGGGCUCACCACUGCCGCCGCCUCCUCGAAUCAUGGCCUCUCACGAACGAAACAGCAGCUCGGGGUCGCUUUCGGUGCAAAAUCCCGUUGUGCGGCCAGGUUCCAGCAGCUCACGCUUCCUAGAUGGUGACAACAUCUAUGAUGUUUCACCGCCAGACUCGCCUGCUCUGGCACCGGUAAGGCAACAUGUAUCCCGAGAACCUAGUGGCAGCCCGGCAGAGAACGAUCCGUCGCCACCCGUUCGAGCCAGCAUGUUGUUUGUGUCACCUCCCACGGCCAGUCAAGGGGACUUUGCCGGUUCCGGUCCCAGCCCCUUUGCCGGCCAAGCUGCUCGUGUUUCUCCAGAAACGGGCCUUCCAGGGGCUAGUGAGACGACUAUGGCGUCGUCCUCGUCGGUCACCAAUUCGUUGGUGCCACCGAGUCACCGACCAGUAGUCGCGUCGGAGGAACCCCCAGCUGUGAGACGCUUGUCCGUCUCGAGGACCUGGCCAACGCAGCCAGUACCAAUUAACACGACUGCGGUAUCCGACGGCUACCCGUACUCGGCUCCUGUUCCUGGCAACGGGACCGACGGUACUAUGUCUCGGUCGUUCCCGCCUCUGCCCCGGCCCGAUCAGAUCUCGAAUCUUGGGAACGGUAACCAUCGGUUCUCUGGCCACUUUCAGCUGCCACCGCGUGCUCCCGUGGCGGUGGCAGGCCCACAUUCUGCCCACCCUGCCAUGACUAUGGAUGAGCAUCUGCCGCAACCUCAGCAGCCGUGGAGGAGGACCUCGUACCAACGACCUGUAUCACAGCAGCAACAUUAUUCUUUCCCCUUGCAGGGAGGAGGCGGUGGCGGUUCACCGCCGUAUCAUCGAUCGUGUCACUCCCGCGCUACGAUUCAUGAGCCCCAGCCGAGGAGGCCGUCGGAUAUUGUUACCUCGGGGCCUUUGGUUCAGCAGCAGCCUUCAGAAGACAUGCCGCUUAUUAUUUCGACGCCCAAGGGGGUUCAGGGGGCAUUUGAUGCGCCUGGGUCGUUUUCGUCAACUCAACAAAGGGCGGAGACGCCGAUUUUGGCGCCGGUGCCGAGGCAUCCUAGGCCUGUCACGCAGUCGUCCAUACUUAUGCCACGGCAGGUGCCGGAGAGGUUGGAUACUAUUUUCAGUUUGUCAGAUAACGGGCAACAGCAGCAGCAGCAACAUCAUCAUCAGUUUUUGAAUCAUCCGCCCCCUGUGCCGGGGUCGUCGAGUGGUGGGGGGUUGAGUGGGUUUGCGAGGAGGGUGCCGAGUCUGAAUAGGAAGCCGAGUAGAGCAGAGAGGUCGGCGGCCAAGAACAUUGCUGAUGCGAAGAAGAGGGGGUGGAGUGGGAUGACGGUUAGGAGUAAGAGUAGAAGGGGGAGGGGGAAGAAGAAGCAAGAGAUGGAUGCGAUGAGUACGGUUGCGUGGACGAAUGUUGAGGGGAAUAAUGUUACUUGGCAGAGGGGGCAGGGUCAAGGGCAAGGGGGAAAGGAAAAGGAUAAGAAGUGUGUGGUAAUGUGA
This is a messenger RNA of Podospora anserina S mat+, 3891 nucleotides long. RefSeq lists its product as uncharacterized. The record is from RefSeq and is a predicted model, not a curated record. Bases 1 to 3891 code for a protein of 1296 amino acids. Lineage: Eukaryota; Fungi; Ascomycota; Sordariomycetes; Sordariales; Podosporaceae. Gene Ontology annotation, molecular function: protein binding. The transcript has 2 exons.